CACUUUUUUAGGGCCAGGCUUAAGGAGAAAUUUUUGAUGAAAAAAUUACACCAGACGGGGUGCAGAAACCAAUAACCAGGAUGAAAGGUCUGGUGAGGAGGCUGCCAGGAAGCACACAGGAGUAGGCGUGAAAGGCUUUGAUUUAUACAGUGGGCAAAACAGGCUGUGCAGAACAGGAACCUGGGGUAUUACAGGGGACAGAGGGCACCAUAGGGUGUAUGGGGGCGGGACAGGGGACAGAAGGCACAGUAGCUACUAAUGUGGAAACCGCGGCUGGGUCCAAAGCAGCUGAAGGGAGUUUUGGGGUCUCUGCAGGCAGGGCACACGAAGCUGGGAACUCAGAUGGUACAGAGGUCACAGAUGUUGGGGUUCUCCACCCAUCCAGAAAGUAGUGAAAUAGGAGCUCUGAGCUGCACAGUAUGUAA
Molecule: messenger RNA, 425 nt
Organism: Staurois parvus
Lineage: Eukaryota; Metazoa; Chordata; Amphibia; Anura; Ranidae
Source: the annotation of a GenBank genome assembly